Rhopalosiphum padi (bird cherry-oat aphid) is the source of this 3072-nucleotide messenger RNA. It is a transcript of the gene vg, whose product is annotated as protein vestigial. Gene Ontology annotation, biological process: regulation of transcription by RNA polymerase II. The record is from RefSeq and is a predicted model, not a curated record. Gene Ontology annotation, molecular function: ATP binding. The transcript has 6 exons. NCBI's taxonomy places the organism in Eukaryota, Metazoa, Arthropoda, Insecta, Hemiptera, Aphididae. The coding region runs from base 478 to 1536 and encodes 352 amino acids. Gene Ontology annotation, cellular component: nucleus.
CUCACGUACACCGAUGCCGCAGUCCCCGCGCUCACGUACAGACGUACGCACCUGCGCAUCGCGUUAAUCAUUUAUCGUUUCGUGAUUUUUUUUCAAAUAUUUACAUUAUUACAUAUUUUUGUGUUUUAUAAAAUCGUUUUAAACGAGUACGGUAUAAAAUAUUUGUUCUGUUUUCUUUUCAAUUAAUUGACGUGAGCGAUUAUUACGGGUUUACACUGUUUACAGCUUAGUAGUGAUUGCGUGAAUUUCAAGUCACCGCUGCCGCCAAACUACAAUCGAAUGAUAAUUGUGCUGCGUAUUAAUACAUCUAUAUAAUUUAACGUUUUCGGGUUUUUUCCUUUUAAUUUUUGAUUCGUGCGUUUAUCAUCACAUUACAAUUAUUACACUCGGUGGUUGUCGUGCGUGCUUGUUGAAACCGUUUAUAAUCCAUACGCGAUAUUAAAAAUAAAUGUGUCGGGCGCGCGUCGGGUGCGGACUAUGAGCUGCACAGAGGUUAUGUAUCAGGCGUAUUAUCCGUAUCUGUACCAGAGGUCUUCGGGCACGGCUGCUCCACCGACCAGGGCGCCGCAUCAUCACUUCACGCCGUUCACCCAUCAAUAUGAUCGGUUGAGAGCGUUGGAAACACACCAGCAAGCAUCCACAUCUUCGCCAAUUGGCGGUGGAGACUCGCCGGCCAACAGAUGGACAACAAUUGCAGAUCAUACGGACUCACAUCACAGCAGUGUCGGAUCCGGAGCAUCCAGCGUGGGCCCUGUUGGUGGAAUUGCGAGCCCUGCGUCCUCGCCGGCCACAGCCAAUAGCGUUUCGGUAGUACACAAGGAAGAGGACACAUCCAGAGACGAUGCUCGCACUGAAAUGGACGAGGACGAGGACAACGUGCAGGACGAUUCUAGAACGCGCGGGGACAGGCGUGUUGCCGCACACGCGCAAUACGUGUCAGUAAAUUGCGUGGUGUUCACUCACUAUACUGGGGACGUCGCCACUGUGGUUGACGAACAUUUUUCCAGGGCGUUGAACAGCGAUCAAAAACUCAACAACGCCCAUCAAACGUCAACCAAAGAUACUUCCCCAAUGUCUUCCAGAAACUUCCCAGCGUCGUUUUGGAACAGUAAUUAUCACUCACAUCACUCCACUAGUCAAGUGUAUCAUCCCGACACAAUGUAUCAUCAUCACGGCACUGCAGGUAACCCCGCAGAUCCAUGGCAAACACAUUACCAACAAUAUACAGCUGCAGCUGCUCAUCACCAUCACAGGGCCGUGCACGAAUACCAUCACCACCAUAACAUGGCCGCCCAGUACGGCAGCCUAUUACUACCGCCACCGACUUCUAGACUGGCGCCACCGCCACCACCGCCACCUCCACCAUCUAGUCACCCACAUUCACACCAGUAUCACGGCAAAGCUGGUAUGGAACCGUGGCCCAACAGCGGUCAUCAUCCGGCCUUGGACACUGGCACGUCUUACUCACCAUAUCCUACUGUUCCAGGUCUAGAAGCUCAAGUACAAGAGACGUCCAAAGAUCUAUAUUGGUUUUAAAUGUUUUAAUGAAAAUUUUUGUUAAAUUUCGGUAAAAUUUCAUUCUUCCGUUGUUAAUAUUGAAAUAAGUGAUUUUUACGUAUAUAUAAAAUAGAAAUAGUUAUACUCAACAGUCAACACCUCAGUGAAUACGCAAUUAUCUUUAAAUACUUACAAUUAGUCUUUGGUCUGUUUCUCUGCAGAACAAUUUAACGUUCAAAUGAUACUACGAUAAUAAUAAUUAUUAAUAUAAUAUAAGAUUAUGAUGUUAUUAAAAUCAUGACGAUAAAUGCAAAAUUGAAUAAUUUUGUAUUGAACACGUGUAUAGUAUUAUAAUUAUGUAAUUCGUGUUGUUUGACGUAGCGUAAUUAAAAGAUAUAUAUAAACUAUAAGCUAUAGGUAUAUUAUGUAGUGUUGGAAAUUAAUAUGAUUUCCAGAUUCUAAUUUGGCGGAGACACCUAGAUUUUGGGUUAUUGGCAGUUUAAUUUCCCAAUUAAAUUAAUUUUAUUAUUUAUUUUAUUUAUUUUAUUAAUAGCAACUGCAGACUAUACAAAUGUUGAAGUAUAAAUUUGACUAAAUUAUCAAAACCAUUUAUGACAUUUAUCAGAAUUUUACAAAAUCUAUAAUUUUAUCAAGCAUUAUGUAAUAAUAAAUAAUAUAUUAUUAUAUUAUAUGACAUAUGAGUGUCUCACCACUUCUGCGGUCUCCGUUAAAAACCUUACAUUUUUUGAAAUGCUUGAUUUAUUCAAUUUUUAAUUUGUAUUACAGUUUUCAAUGAUAAUAUUCACUUGCAAGCAGGUCAGACCUACGUUAGAUAUAUAUAUUUAGUAUACAUAAGUACAAUGUAUUAUAUACUAAAUGUUACAUACUUUCCCAACGAAAUUUGUUGAAAAAAAAUAUUUGUAUUCUAUUCAAUAAUAGGCCCCGUUGAUAAUAUUUUAUGUCUGAUAUGGCUGAUAAGUACUAUAGAUUUAUAUUUUUAAUUUAACAAAAUUGUACCUAAAAGUAAGAUGAUCAUAAAACUGAUGACUAUUAUACUCAUAUAUUACAAUAUUUUACGUUAAAUUAUUAUUAUAAUAAUUCUAAUAGUUAUACUUAUAUUAUUCACUAUACUUAAUAUAUUUAUAAUCAUUUAGUAGUGUUAUUUUUUUAUUUGUGUACACUUUUUAAUCAAUCCGUAUGAAUAUAUUUCAUAAUUUGUAUAAGAUAUUUCAUUUUCUAUUAUUAUAUUAUUAUUAUACUUUGUAAACUGUUAGAAUCGUGUGUUGAUGUGCAAUGUUAGAGUAGGUUCCUAUGUAAUAUUAUAGAAAAUAUUAUAUGAUGUUUACUCGGAUAUUAUAUUAUUAUUAUUAUUAUUAUUAUUAUUAUUAUUAUUAUCAUAUAUAUUAAUAUGUAAUAAUUGAUAACCUACCAAAGGUAUACUACUCGUAAUUGUAUAAAUAUAAUUAAGACUUGUACUUAUAUGAAUGUUGAACAAAUAUAUAAUAAUAUGUAUCCCAAGCGUAGAUACGAGAUCAAUAAAAUACUAAACUAUAUUAAAUAUUUGCAAAUAUAUUA